GAAGCCGAUGGGGCGGACCUUCUCUCUCCCAGCGUGCCCCGCGAGCGUUUCGGUGCCAAUCCGAGGGGGAAGGAGAAGCGGCGCCAUUUUGUUGGUGUUGUCUGCGAGGGGAAGCGGAGCAGACGCGAGAGGCGCUUGUCCGCUUUACCGGAGAAAUCCCGGCCUUUGCGACACCGCAUCGACAGCUUUUAACAGCGCGGCGUAUUUUCCUGGCCUCUUCCGGGGAUAUCUCGGUGGAAAAAAUUAUCACUCAACUGGUUUGGGAAAGCUGACUUCACGAUAGCCAGUCACAAUGGGCUAUGAUAAAUAUGAUAAACGUGAAACUAGUCGAAGUGAGCGAAGUGGACGUUAUGGUUCUGAAUGGAACAGAGAUGAGCAUAGGGAGUCAAGAGGUAGACGAGACUAUGACUAUAAAGAUGUUGAUUAUCGUGCUCCACCAAAUCACAACAGGGACUACGAACGUGAUAGACGCCGCAGUGAUUAUCGGAACAAUGAUCGCCAUCAAGACUACAGGAAUUAUGAAAGUUCUGAGAAUUAUGAAGAUGAUGGCAGAUAUGAAAGACCUGAGGGAAACCAGUACUGUGAUGGUGACUAUAAAGACCAUGAUUAUAGAAAUGAUGGAUCUGAAGAGAGGGAGAACAAAACAAUUAUGUUAAGAGGUCUUCUACCAUCAACAACCAGGGAAGAUAUUCUUGAAAUAUUUCAGGAUAGUGAUGAAUUUCAGCCCAAGGAUGUGCGAGUAAUGAAAUGUAAAGUUUCAGGUCAAAGCCGUGGUUUCGCCUUCGUGGAGUUUAAUCACUUGCAGGACGCAACAAGAUGGAUGGAAGCCAACCAGCAGCGUUAUCUCACAAUCCUUGGGAAGUCCGUCUCGAUGCAUUACAGCACAAAGCCUUUUGAGGACUGGGGCUGCAACAAGUGUGGAGUAACCAACUUCAAGCGACGUGAAAGAUGCUUUAAAUGUGAUGCUCAGAAGCCUGAAACUGAAGAAGAACAAGUUCGUGUGCAAGGAGAGCCAUAUAUGUCUGACUAUGCAAAUGACACCAUUAUUUUAAGAAACAUAGGCCCACACACACCAAUGGAAUCUAUCCUGAGUGCAUUGGCUCCAUAUGCUGUGCUUUCCACUGCAAAUGUAAGGUUGAUCAAGGACAAACAGACCCAAUUAAACAGGGGGUUCGCCUUUGUUCAGCUGGAUUCGUCUUUUGAAGCUUCUCAUCUUAUUCAGAUACUGCUUGCACUACAGCCUCCAUUAAAUAUUGAUGGUCGGACUAUUAAUGUUGAUUUUGCCAAAUCUUUAAAAAAGGACCAUAUCCUUUCUGAUGGUAAUAAGAUCAGUUCGUCAGCUGUUGCAAUCACAGCUAUAGCUGCCGCCCAGUGGUCGUCGAGCCAGGUGCAGCAAGGAUCAGAAGAUGGAAACAUUGACUAUAACUACUUCCAGCCAGGACAAGAUGGCUACAAUCAAUAUGAACAAAUGUCAUAUUCACAAGAUUAUGGUCAAAGUGGCUCUUUGGAUUCCACGCAACAAGGUGUGACAACAUACCAGGCACCUGCAGUAAUCACAGCCCCUCCUACAGUGGCUAAACCUGCAACAGUUUCCCAAGAUGGUCAAACCUACCAGUUACAGAAUCAAUCUGAGGCACUGCAAGCAGGCCAGUCCCAGCAUACAGAUACUGCCCCACCCAAUGGUUCUUCAGAUUCAAAGGAUUCAAGCUAUCCUGUACCAGAUGUGUCCACUUACCAAUAUGAUGAGUCAUCUGGAUAUUACUAUGAUGCACAGACUGGAUUCUACUAUGAUCCAAAUUCACAGUACUAUUACAAUGCACAGACUCAACAGUAUAUGUAUUGGGAUGGAGAGAAACAAACUUACUUGCCUGCUCCAGAUCAAACUGCACAGCAAAAUAUUAAGUCAACGGGAACAAAAAGUAAAGAAGGGAAGGAGAAAAAGGAGAAACCAAAGAGCAGGACAGCACAACAAAUUGCCAAGGAUAUGGAGCGAUGGGCUAAAAGCCUAAAUAAACAGAAAGAUAACGUCAAAAGUACCUUGCAGAUGAUUGCAGCUAAAGAAGAGGAGAGGAGGGAGUCUGCUGCUGCUGAUGCAGGAUUUGCUUUAUUUGAGAAAAGGGGGAUGAUGGAACGCCAGCCGAUGGUACUGGAACCUUUCAGUGGUCUAUCGGAACACCUACGAGAUGAUGAUGAAAGUCCAUUGAAGAGAAAGUCAAGUCCACUCCAGGGACUUGUGGCAUCCUAUAGUGGAGAGAGUGAUGAAGAAGAGCAAGAAACAACUCAAGACCUGGAAGAAAAAAUGACAGAUUGGACCAAAAUGGCCUGUCUGCUGUGCAGAAGACAAUUUCCUAAUAAAGAGGCACUUACUCGCCAUCAGCAACUCUCUGACCUGCACAGGCAAAACUUAGAGAUCCGUAGAAGAUCAAGAAUGUCUGACCGUGAACUUGAAGCAUUAGAAAAAACAGAAAUAGAGAUGAAGUACAGAGACAGGGCAGCAGAAAGAAGAGAAAAAUAUGGAAUCCCAGAGCCUCCAGAACCCAAGAGAAAGAGAUUUAAUAAUGCUGCCACAAUUGAUUUUGAACAACCAACAAAAAAUGGUAUUAACAGUGACAAUAUUGGGAGUCGAAUGCUGCAGGCUAUGGGCUGGAAGGAAGGCUCAGGGUUGGGUAGAAAUCGUCAAGGCAUUACAGCGCCUAUACAGGCUCAAACAAGGAUGAAAGGUGCGGGUUUGGGAGCGCGAGGAAGUUCAUAUGGCGUCACUACUUCUGAUUCCUACAAAGAUGCUGUUAAAAAAGCAAUGUUUACAAGGUUUAAUGAAUUGGAGUAACUUAAGAAUGGUUGUAAAUAUGUAAAUAACUUUUCCUAAUUUUUGCUACCGGGUAUAUACUUGAGUAAACGGUGUAAUUUGUCUGUAGGAAAUGUAAUUUUUUGACGCUUUGGUUAAAUCUUAUUUAUGUUAAAUGUACAAUGUACAUUUUGUAUUGUCUAUGAAGUGUACAAUAAUGUAUCUACUGUUUCCUUUUUCAGAAUAAAUUUUG
Molecule: messenger RNA, 3038 nt
Organism: Pristis pectinata (smalltooth sawfish)
Lineage: Eukaryota; Metazoa; Chordata; Chondrichthyes; Rhinopristiformes; Pristidae
Product: RNA-binding protein 5-like
Exons: 25
Coding region: 293-2827 (844 amino acids)
Biological process (GO): mRNA splicing, via spliceosome
Cellular component (GO): nucleus
Molecular function (GO): RNA binding
Source: RefSeq, a predicted model, not a curated record